AUGCUGCUGCUGCAAGCGUUGCGCUUCUGCCUGGUUGCGCGGACCGGGCGCCUCCAGGUGGGCCCACUGUUGCUUCAGACGCCACAGCCAUGGCCUACAUUUCAUACUGGGCCCUGUUUGGCCGCCUCGUCUUCCAGCAAAGAGUUCCUUAUGAAGUUGCGGCGAAAAACGGGCUAUUCUUUUGUGAACUGCAAGAAAGCCCUGGAGACUUGUGGUGGGGAUCUCAAAGAGGCAGAGAGCUGGCUUCACAAGCAGGCCCAGAAGGAGGGCUGGAGCAAAGCUGCCAAACUUCAUGGGAGGAAGACUAAAGAAGGCUUGAUUGGGCUGCUGCAGGAAGGAAAUGCAGCUGUGCUAGUGGAGGUCAACUGUGAAACAGAUUUUGUUUCUAGAAAUUCAAAAUUUCAACAGUUGGUCCAGCAAGUAGCCAUUGGAACCUUAUUACAUUGUCAAACCAUAGCUGACCCUCCAUCUGCCUUUGGUUCAGGCUUUCUGAAUUCCUCUGAGCUCUCUGAACUUAGAGCUGUACCUGACAGAGAAGGCGUUCUCAAAGAUCAGUUGGCAUUAGCAAUUGGGAACCUGGGGGAAAACAUGACUCUUAAGCGAGCUGCAUGGGUGAAGGUGCCGUCUGGGUUCUACAUUGGCUCUUAUGUCCAUGGAGCAAUGCACAGCCCCUCGAUCAGCAGCUUGGUGCUGGGAAAGUAUGGGGCGCUGGUCGUCUGUGAGACAUCUGAGCGGAAAGCUAACCUCGAAGACCUCGGUCGCCGCCUUGGGCAGCACGUGGUAGGCAUGGCCUCUCUCACCGUUGGUUCCCUAGACGAUGAGCCUGGAGGAGAGGCGGAAACCAAGAUGCUCUCCCAGCCCUACUUGCUGGACCCCUCAAUCACACUGGGACAGUAUGUGCAGCCCCAGGGGGUAUCUGUGGUGGACUUUGUGCGCUUUGAAUGUGGUGAAGGUGAAGAGACAGAGGAGGCUGAAUAG
Molecule: messenger RNA, 978 nt
Organism: Elephantulus edwardii (Cape elephant shrew)
Lineage: Eukaryota; Metazoa; Chordata; Mammalia; Macroscelidea; Macroscelididae
Gene: TSFM
Product: Ts translation elongation factor, mitochondrial
Exons: 7
Coding region: 1-978 (325 amino acids)
Biological process (GO): mitochondrial translational elongation
Cellular component (GO): mitochondrial matrix
Molecular function (GO): protein binding; translation elongation factor activity
Source: RefSeq, a predicted model, not a curated record